This is a messenger RNA of Liolophura sinensis, 1200 nucleotides long. RefSeq names its product failed axon connections homolog. The coding region runs from base 66 to 953 and encodes 295 amino acids. The record is from RefSeq and is a predicted model, not a curated record. Gene Ontology annotation, cellular component: cytoplasm. The transcript has 7 exons. NCBI's taxonomy places the organism in Eukaryota, Metazoa, Mollusca, Polyplacophora, Chitonida, Chitonidae.
CACAAGCCUUAACUCCGCUCUCUCCGGAAUCGACACUCGUUCUGAUCACCCUGUAACCCGCCGCGAUGGAUCUGAACUGGGCACUGGACCACCUGUAUCAGUAUCCAUGGUUACCAGUCGGUACUGGAUUAUUGAUCGUCUUUGUCGGCUUGAUUGCGAUCCAGAGACUUCUCGCAAGUGGGUCCGAUUUCUGUCCAGAAGAUGUCCCGAAUACCGUUAUCCUGUACCAGUUCCAAAGAGGCCCCUAUGCCCCCAGCUUUUCCCCUUACUGCCUCAAACUGGAAACUUACCUGAGGAUGGCCAACAUACCUUACCAGAACGUUCACGGUAUGAAGAAAUCGAGUAAAGGGAAGAUUCCCUGGAUUCGCUAUAACGGCGUUUCCAAGGCGGACAGUCAGUUCUGCAUCGACUUCCUGAACAAGAAAUUUGAUGUCGACCUCAAUUUCCGUCUAGAUCGAGCCAAUCAGGCCGUUGCACGGGCAUUUUCAAAACUUUUGGAAGAAUCGUUGACGUGGUACAUGAUAAUAGAGCGCUGGCUAUACAACCAGGACAAGCCCUGGAUGUCUGAGGCGGGGAUUCCCCCCCUCGUGCGAUGGUUCAUAGGGCGUAAAGUGCGGACGGCGGCGUAUUAUCAAGGCAUGGGCAGACAUACGCGAGAAGAGCUCCAUGACGUCAUGAGGAAGGAUAUUGAGGCCUUGUCGGCUUUUCUUGGGUCAAAGAAGUUUCUUAUGGGGUACCAGCCGUCAGAAGUGGACUGUAUCGCGUUUAGCCUGAUAACUCAGCUGACAGUCAACAUGUCGGGGUCGAUAGCUGACGUUUUCAUCACAGAAAAACACCCUGAAUUAUUGGACUACUGUGAUCGGAUGAGGCGCCGAUUUUGGCCAGAUUGGGAGGAAUGCACUACAAGAGACAGGAGAACACUUCAGAAAUAUGGCUUCUUACAUUCGCAAUAACCUGGUCGUGGAUUACAGACUCUUGUCCGAGUGGCCAAUGACUGAAUUGCAGUAGGUUUACAGAAAUAUAAGAAUAUAACAGCCUAUGUCCUGUACUGGUUAUACUCGAAAAGUGCAACAUUUUAAUGAGAAACCGACGUUCCACUAUUACUUUCAAGACCCAUAACUGCUUGUGAAUACGGCUUCCAUUCUGAUAAGACUUCCCACUGUGCGCUGCGGAAUGUCUCCUGUCACAAUUACAGCACAC